AUUAUUUUGCUGACAAUUAGCUGGAGUUGAUCGACUUUUUAAAGGAUUUAAUGAUCAACUUGGGUGAAAAUGAUUACCAGAAUUUACAUUUUCUGGUGUGAGUUGAAGAAAUGGAGAAAAUUGCUCGAAAGAUUUGUAUUAAUGGCAAAAAAUUGAAAUCGAGCAAUGCAAAUCUUUUCUAGUUUCCAGCUCCACUUGACUUACUUUGUAUUCCUUGGUGAUUUUCAAAGCUCAUUUCUGGUUUAAAGAUGUUUUUCUAACCUUCUUUCAGUGUAACUCAUUUUAAAGUUAAUUUAGAAAAUCAUUUUCCGAGUUAUUCAAAACCAGAAAGUCUAUUUAUGGUUAGCUAAUGAUAAAAGUAAAUCAUAAUGAAGUGGGAAAGGUUGAUCAAUAAAAAUACGGACACGAAAUUGAUUUGUUUUCACUGCACAUGGUUUACGUCUAGUAAUUAGAUUGAUUGAAUUGGUUAUUGUUACCAAAAAUGAGGAACAAAAACAAGGCCAAUUGACUUCUGACUAGGAAAUGGAUUGAAAUCGCUGUCCAACUGUUGACUGUUGCAAGUUGAAGAGACUAAUUAAGUAAUGUUCAAGAGAUGAAAUCAGACUGGAAAAAUACUGGAAACCCAAUUGAACCUAAACCGGCUUCCAAACCCAAAUCUCAAGUAAGUAUAAAAUUUAACCAUUAAAAUGAAAGUGUAAACUGUCCACUCAAAAAGUGAUCUUAUUUAACCAGAAAACCCAAUGGUACUACAUAUUGGAUCUAAUUAUACUGAUUGGUGCAACAAUUGGCUGCAUUUACCAGACCAUUUUGGUUACAACGGUUUACUUGGAGCAACAGCUAUUCAAACCUAAAGGGUAAAGAGCCGAAAAUAUUUGCCCGUCUUAAAAGCAAAUUUCCAACCGUCACCAAUCAAAGUACCUUUAACGAGUGGAAAUUUUCAUCCGAUGCAAUCACCUUUUUAACCGUUGAGUUUUCCCGUCUCACCGUUAGCCAAAUGAUGGAGACAAUGAUUGAAACUCAUCAGCUAAUUGAAAAGGUUGUGCCCACAAUACGACAAAUUGAUCUGGUAAACAAUGUAAACCUGGACGAUGUCAAUGAUUGCUCGGUUCAAACAACAGUCAAAGAACCGUACAUUUGUAUGACGGUAAACUGUCCAAUCCUUUCUUACCAUCAGCUUCAACAAAAAGACUUGGAGUUGACCAAAUACCUGGGAACCGUGAUAGCAAUCUAUUUCAACCAUGAACUGUUUGCCACCACUGAAGAGUACUAUGUUUACCUUCAUCCAACGGGAACACUUCCCUAUGGAACGCAAAUGUCUUCAGUAACCAUUGUGACCGAAGAAAAUUCGCACAAAUUUUUCAUUGAAUACAAGGGAUUCCAGGCCAACCUGUUGCCUCCACCUUACACCACCAAGUGUAAAAAUUAUACUCUGGAUGGGUUCAAGUCGCAGAAUCAUGCUUUGGAAGCUUGUCGCAACAAUGCUUCACUGGAACGCUUUGGAUGUGGCUUUUAUUCCGAUGUGAUGAAUGCCAAUUCAAAUGCUCGCCUCGGCAUCUCGGAUUAUUAUCUCAACUAUGGUGACCCGCGAAGGCGCAAGGUGAUCAAUGAGAUUUACGACAAUUGCAGCAGGUUGCAUUGGGCUCCUGAUUGUAGACAGAAAUACUUUGUUCCUCGAAUUCAAAAGGUUGCUCGAAUCGAUUCUUCAUCUGAUCUUCUGUGUCUCUCAAUGCCUACCGAACCCGAUAUUACCAACUCUUGUUUACCGAAAUUGCCCUUGUUUGAAUAUCUAAUCUAUUUGGGAAGCAUUUUGGGUACUUGGUUUGGCUUUAGUGUCCUCAGCUCAUCACCUGCCAUUUUUAAGUGGGCUUUUGAUCUAAUUGGUGUUCUGACUUCAUCUCGACCUACAAAGGGACACAUUUUGAGAAAUACAAAUGUGAAGGGUAAAAGUCGAGGUAAAUUAAAGGAUCGUCGUUCAAGCUCUGGAUCAUCAAAAAACUUUAGACAAUCUGUUGAAGCAAUGAAAGGAAUACGACAGUUACGACCAAAAGUUCAUUAUUGGGAUGAUUAUUUUCGAUGAGAACCUGGAAUUGAAUGAAAAAUUAAUCAAAUUACUAAUUCAUUUUGUUAGUUUAAGCCUGCAAUUGGUUUCAACUGUAUUGAUCAAUGAGACAUUAUUAGCCUAAUAAAUGUUUCAGUUUGUUUUGCU
Tetranychus urticae (two-spotted spider mite) is the source of this 2206-nucleotide messenger RNA. RefSeq lists its product as uncharacterized. The record is from RefSeq and is a predicted model, not a curated record. NCBI's taxonomy places the organism in Eukaryota, Metazoa, Arthropoda, Arachnida, Trombidiformes, Tetranychidae.